AUGUUGUCUUCUCUUCCACUCCAUGAUUUCUGGGAAAAGACAGACACAACAUACGACACACAACAUACGAUAUAUAUCAGAGCUAAUGAGCAACCUGGAAAAGACUGGCCGUCACUAAGCUGCCCAAGCAGCAACGGGUUCAGGUUCUGGUCCCAUGAAUGGGAAAAGCACGGGACAUGCUCAGAGUCGGAGCUUGACCAGAAAGACUACUUUGAAGCGGCUCUCAAGCUCAAGCAAAAAGUUAACCUUCUGCAAAUCCUCAAAACAGCUGGGAUCGUACCAGAUGAUGGAAUGUACAGCUUGGAAAGCAUAAAAGAAGCCAUAAAAGAGGGUGCUGGGUACACCCCAGGGAUAGAGUGCAACAAAGAUUCGGCCGGAAACAGCCAACUGUAUCAGGUUUACCUGUGCGUCGACACUUCCGGCCAAGACAUCAUUGAAUGCCCUGUGCUUCCUAAGGGACGAUGUGCUUCAGAUGUUCAAUUCGCUAAAUUCUAA
Molecule: messenger RNA, 495 nt
Organism: Prunus armeniaca (apricot)
Lineage: Eukaryota; Viridiplantae; Streptophyta; Magnoliopsida; Rosales; Rosaceae
Source: the annotation of a GenBank genome assembly